Molecule: messenger RNA, 1699 nt
Organism: Hermetia illucens (black soldier fly)
Lineage: Eukaryota; Metazoa; Arthropoda; Insecta; Diptera; Stratiomyidae
Product: probable cytochrome P450 6a21
Exons: 2
Coding region: 85-1587 (500 amino acids)
Molecular function (GO): oxidoreductase activity, acting on paired donors, with incorporation or reduction of molecular oxygen; monooxygenase activity; heme binding
Source: RefSeq, a predicted model, not a curated record
AUACUUUUUGAAAUAGUGGCUUGGAGUCCGCCAAACAGUCAGCUUUGCCUCGUGUUCAAAUAAAAGAUAUUUAUAUUCUUUCAAAUGGAUUGGUUAUCGGUUGCUCUGUUGCUUAUAAUAGGCAUCAUAUCAAGUGUUUUUCUAUUUUUUAAAAAAAGAUAUUCUUAUUGGAAAGAUCGAGGGGUGCCGUUCGUACAACCGACCUUUCCUUUCGGGAAUCUCACACCCAUGAAAGCUACACAUUUCAAAGACAUAACCGGCAAAAUUUACAACCAAAAAACUGGAAGUCCAUUCGUGGGAGGAUAUUUCUUCGCAUCACCUAUUGCUGUAGCAACGGAUUUGGAUUUCGCGCAAAAUGUGCUUAUAAAAGAUUUUAGCACAUUUCAUGCUAGAGGAGUCUACAACAACGAAGUAGAUGACCCUUUAUCGGCUCAUAUGUUUACAUUGGACGGGGAAAAGUGGAAAUCAUUGCGAGCAAAGCUAUCACCAACCUUCACUUCUGGUAAAAUGAAGUUCAUGUUUUCUACGGUUGCGGAAGUCGCUGACCGUUUUAAUGCCACCUUGGCUAAUCUUGUCAAAUCCAGUGCUGUAUUAGAGAUGAAGGAUCUAUCUGCAAGGUUCACAACUGAUGUAAUCGGGUCUUGCGCAUUUGGGAUUGAAUGCAACAGUCUGGGAACUCCAGAUUCAGAAUUUCGACAUUACGGUACGAAAUUUGUCAGUGAUUUUCCGUUUCCACCUCUUGUUUUUUUGGCCAACGCUUAUCCAGAUUUGGCACGGAAGUUUCAUUUAAAAAUUUUUUCGAAAGAUGUUAGCGAUUUCUUCAUGAAUACAGUGCGUGAAACUAUUAAAUAUCGUGAAAAGAGCAAUGUUAGGCGAAACGAUUUCAUGGACCUAUUAAUCCAGCUGAAAAACAACAAGCUGGAGGAUGAAAACUCAAGAAAAUUGGGGUCUUUGACAUUCAAUGAGAUUGCUGCUCAGGCUUUCCUAUUUUUCUUUGCUGGAUUUGAAACCUCUUCCACUACAAUGAUUUUCGCUUUAUAUGAAUUGGCACUAAACCCCGAAAUACAAGAAAAGGCACGUAAAGAGAUUGAGGAAGUGUUGUCGAAGAACAAUGGAGAGAUUAGUUACGAAAGUAUCAAGGAAAUGGUAUAUAUCGAUCAAAUUAUCAGUGAAACUUUGCGGAAAUAUCCGCCGGUGGUGAAUCUAUUGAGGAAAGCUGGUAAAGACUACGCCGUCCCAAAUUCAAAUUUCAUAAUUGAAAAGGGAACAACGGUGUUCAUCCCUGCUUUUUCAAUUCAUCAUGACCCAGAAAUUUAUGAGAAUCCGGAAGUUUUUGACCCGUUGCGUUUUUCUCCAGAGCAAGUUCAAAAUCGCCAUUCAGUAGCGUUUCUGGGCUUUGGUGAUGGACCAAGAAACUGUGUUGGGUUGAGAUUCGGAAGAAUGCAGUCACGUCUUGGGUUGGUCACCCUUUUGAAGAAUUAUCGCUUUAAACCAUGCGAAAAAACUACUAUUCCAAUGGAAUUCGUGGAUGGAAUUCCGCUGCUUGCACCUAAAGAUGGAAUGUACCUUACUGUAGAGAAAAUAUAGAGCGAAGGAAGUUGGGGGCUGGAAGACAAUAUUUCCAUAUAUUAUUAUUUGUUAUAUAUUCGCAUUGGUGCAGGAAAAUAAAUCAGAAAAAAUGAAGAUUUUUAUAAUAAAA